This is a messenger RNA of Dermacentor andersoni, 2991 nucleotides long. RefSeq lists its product as uncharacterized. Lineage: Eukaryota; Metazoa; Arthropoda; Arachnida; Ixodida; Ixodidae. The record is from RefSeq and is a predicted model, not a curated record.
GCUCUAAAAUUAGACCUUUCUCGGCUGCCGGUCCACGCUGCCGUCUCGAUCGCCUUCGCCGCCGCCUCGAGCGACUACCAGCCGCAGACACUUACGCAGGCCGUCGCCUCGCCGAAAGAGCCUCCGCUAAGCCGAUCCCGGGGAAGGCCCACGUGAGGACUCCACGCGCCAACGGCACAGCACACGGUUGCGUGCGCGGCGAAAGUGCGCUGUCCCCCCUCCUCACGCUCCUUCACCGACCCCCGAGGCGGCCGUCGUGGUGGCUGGGAGAGGGGCCACGGCCUCCCCCCCGCCAUAAAGGAAGCGCCGGGGGCGAACCGCACGGCCGCCACAUCCAGAGACGGCAGCGAACGCGAUGCGAGUCGGGGCCAACGGUGCGGCGGCGAUGGUGCGGACGUCAGCGCCCCGGUUACUCUCCCUGUGGCUGGCGCUGUGGCUGGCGACCGGCGCCGAGGCCGUACUGCUCGGAAUGCUCCUACGUCGAAGCACCCUGGGCUCCAUGAUACCCAAGCCGUCCAUCAAGAUCUACCGUGACCUGGACAACGGCCACCACGGGUCCGGCCUGCGAUCGGGCUUCAAGGUGGGCAUCGACGCCACCUUCGGCGGCAGCAACUCCAAGGAGCAGAAGCAAGAGUACGACGACGGCCUCGGGGUCAAGUACCAGCACCACCACCACGACGACUACAAGCUGCAGCAAGGAGACUACGACCUGCACAGGUACCAGAAGAGCCCGUCGAUCACGGUGGAAAUCCGGGCACGCGAACCACCCGAACCACCGACCACCGAGCCGCCACCGCCGCCGCCGCCCAAGGGGUUCUCGCUGAGGCGCAUCGUCAAGCGACGCCGCAAGAGCCGACGCACCACGACGCCGCCCCCGCUGACGCUGCCGCUGACCGUACCGCCGGACAUGUCCCUGAUGCCCGCGUACCGCAAGGAGCUCAUGUACCCGGAGUACGCGUUCGGCCCGUACAAGGGGCACACGCUCAUGGGAUUCACCUACGACGGGCAGGACUUCAAGAGCUAACCCCCUUCGAAGAGGCACCCUGGCUCUCUUCGAGACGGAACAACGAUUGCACAAAUCCGUCCACCAACCGUUGAAUAAGCUGUACACGCGUUGUCAUUCCGGACUGCAGGGUGGCGAAGACAUUCCGACGCUGCGUCGACUACACACGCGCGAGGUUGUAACAGUUUUCCGCUAUGGCUGAACCGUCCGUCCCUCGUCGGAAAGAGGCUGUAGCGAGGAAGGGGUGUCACGUGUUUAAGUUCUCACGAGGAGGGAACAGACAACGCUGUAAAAUUGCCUCAGCGAAGGGAGUACGCUAAAAGGGACAGGUAAUGAAAGUUUCCCCGGAAAGAAGGCAACUGCGAGAGAAGUUUGGGUGCCUGCCACCAGAGCUGACGGGACGCGGGGCGUUCACGUGUGACCUUCUGGACGGUACGGAUUCCUGCUGAGCUGCAGGACAGAAUCAUCAAGCACCAAAGCGGCUUGGAGUGCGGAGAGAAGCCGUCGUUCGGAGGAAGGACUCGGCGUACGUUGGUGUCCAACGCCUUCAUGUUGGAGAGAUUGUCGCAGUGACGGACUCAUUGCAUUUGUAGUCACAAUAACGAGCUGCGUACAGAAGUGUUAUAGGAGGUAGCCCACUCACAACAACCAGUUGGCAUUCUUCAGGCGAGCAGCUCCAAGAAAGGCUUAUUACGAAGGCAAUAAGACGGACACAGAUUCAUACUAAGGUUUGUUACAGCGAAACCUAAGACAAGGACAACAGAAGGUACAAAACGACGAGGUACCUUCUGUUGUCCUCGUCUUAGGCUGCGGUGUAACAAACCUUAGUAUGAAUCUCAACCAAAUGGCCCAAGUUGCCGAUCUGAUGCAGACGGACACAGCCCUGUGUCCAUCUUCCUUGCCUUCGUAAUAAAUGUUUUUCUUUUUCCUUCUUUCGGGCAGCUCGCCUGCAGAAUGGUAUACAAGCUCGCCCAGGAAACCAUGCUUCUGUUAGCAGUGUUUGAUAUUGUGCAAAAUUGCGCUCCCCCAUCCCAUGAUUGUUCAUGUUCACUCUAAAAAUGCACAAACGUCGGCACCAUUAUGAAUACAACAAACUUUCACGUACAUUCGAGCGACUAUUUUACCCUGUAUGCUCACAACGAUCAGUCUCAUUGUUUCGCGCUAUGUGCAUGAAUGUUCUAUUGUUUAAUUCUUAUUCACAGUGCUCAUUUAGAAAAAAAAACGAUUUCGCGAGGGAAGGAAUCCACUUAAAUGGAAAACCAUCUGUUGCGAAAUCACAUAAUUAAAAUUCAUUAUAAAUUCAUAAAAUUCAUUAUAAUAUUGCGUAAAUAUCAAAUCCAGGAUGAGUUUACAAUUGCUAUCCAAGACCAAAAAUGGCGUCAGCCAUAAGACGCCGGAUAUUUCUGGCGUAUUAAGUUCCUCGACGAACGCUAGACCCAUAAUGCACAUCCACACGGUAUAUAUACUCGUCGAGUCAAAGUUGACGGGAAAUGGGAGCCACGUCGAAGUUACCGCCCGAGUUUCCUGCUGGCGUUUACGAACGCGGUUCUUCCAUUUGCGGAAUGCUAACGAUUCAGAUCUACAGUGAAAACUCUUGCGGCCGGCUCGAUCCUCGCGGAAGACCGCACUGGAAGCGACGUGCCUGCUGCCCAGCCCUGUGCCGGUUCAGCAUGCAGUGGAAGAGCAUGUCUGCACAGGCACUGUAUCCACGAGAGCAAGAAACUAUAUACCGACGCGCAUGACCUCUCCUUGGUGCGUGACUGCACAACGCGCGUCUCUGGCCACGGCAAAGCGAUGUAUUCUGCGCACGCGUGAAUAAUUUGCCGUUGUUUUCGCUGCCCCACAUUUCGCGCGACUGGCCGUGGAACGGCCGGCUGCCAGAAGCCGACGCGUCAAAAAGGAAGUGCAGAAGCUGCGUAUCGCGAUGAAGCUGAAACUAUGUAUGUACAUAUAAGGCCAAUAAAAAGUACCUUUGACAGGAGAAACGC